Molecule: messenger RNA, 3894 nt
Organism: Siniperca chuatsi (mandarin fish)
Lineage: Eukaryota; Metazoa; Chordata; Actinopteri; Centrarchiformes; Sinipercidae
Gene: cracr2ab
Product: calcium release activated channel regulator 2Ab
Exons: 18
Coding region: 886-3360 (824 amino acids)
Molecular function (GO): GTPase activity; calcium ion binding; GTP binding
Source: RefSeq, a predicted model, not a curated record
GUUCAGUAUUUGGUCCCAGAAAACUUAAUACUGUGGCCCAUUUUAAUCUCAGACCACAAGAGGGCAUUGUAAGAUAUGAAGAGAUGGGAAAACAUGCUCAUGUAAGACAUUCUUUCAAUCAAUAAAUAUUAGUUUCUUGUAAAGUUUUUUUUUUUUUCAAAUGGCCAACCAAUUCCAGCUGUAGCUAAUUACCAUGACACAAAAUAAUCAUUCAGUAAUUUAAGCAACAGUCAACUAGUUUUGCUUUUAUUAACUCUUACAAAUGACUCCAAAAUCCUGUAACGUUCUGAUUCAACUUUAAUUCUAAACUUCCACUUUGAAGUUCCUAAUAAAUCUAUUAACGUCAAUGUCAAUAACACAUUCAAGAUACUAGUGGUCUUGAGUCUGCUGUUGUCAUAGUUACAUGCAAUGUAAACCGGUUGCAUACAUGUAGCCCGCAUAAAGAGAGUUCACCCUGCAGCCCUCUUAGUGUGGGAGCAGCGUGUGGACUCAGGCUGCAAAGCCUCCGGCUGCUUCCUCAUGACAUCACAUGGUUGCAGAGUGACUUCUCUAGCAUUCAUCUGUGAGGCAAGACUUCCUAAACACAGAGUGCCCUCACUGCUCUGUUGAUACUGAGAGCGGAAAAAGGCUUCAGUUUCUUCUGCGUAUCAUUUGUAAAAGGAGCCUGCAACCUGUUUUGAGUACAUGUAUAAGCCACAAAGUUAUUAGCAGUCUCAUAAUCUGAUGCAACUUCCUGUCUCCGUCGUGAUGGCGACUAUAAGAGCCCCAGAGCACCGGAUACAGGGCCAGUGAGGAGGCCUGAUGUCUGAUUUCACUCCUGACUGCCAUUGAAAUACAUUUCACUUACACGCCGUGCUGCUCAAGUGUCCUUAAAGAGUCCCAGACAUGGAGGGGGAAGGCAGGGUGAAUGGCUUUGGACUGAAGCCAGGGAGGAGGGCCUCAGACUGGGGUCGAAUCACCCUGCUGGACAAGACCAAGGAGUUCUUCCGGACCUGCGAUGUGGAGGGCAAAGGCUUCAUCACCCGCACCGAUAUGAGGAGGCUUCACAGAGAGCUGCCCCUGUCUGCAGAGGAGCUGGAGGAUGUGUUUGACUCUCUGGAUACAGAUCACACUGGUUACCUCACACUGGAGGCAUUCUCCUCUGGAUUCAGUCAGUUCCUGCAUGGCCGAAGGAUCUCUGUGACUGAUGACCAAAAUCAGGCCCCCAGCCCUGUCUUUAGGGCCAAGGAAGCCCUUUAUCAGAGCCAAUGGGAAGCCAAGCUGUCAGGAGUUGAAGACGAGGAAGAGGGGCACUUCUGUAUGCUGCUUGAAAGCCUGGGGGCCAGUAAUGUGUUUGAGGAUCCAGGCGAGGUGCGCAGUCUUUGGGCCCAGCUCAGGCGAGAUGAGCCUCACCUCCUGUCCAAUUUUGAGGAGUUUCUGGCCAGGGUCACCCAACAGAUCAAAGAGGCCCACCAGGAGAAGAAGGAGAUGGAGAGUGCCCUCCAGAGGAAGGCUGCAACACAUGAUAGUGAGAUCCGUCAUUUAUAUGAAGAGAUGGAGGCGCAGAUCAAAAAUGAGAAAGACAGGCUGCUACUAAAGGACUCUGGGCGUCUGCAGAUGCGCAGCCAGGACCUGGAGCACCAACUGUUUUCAAAGGAGAAAGAGCUGGAACAUCUUUUCCAGAAGCAGAAAAGGUUAGAACUCCAGUGCAGUGAGCUGAGCAGUGAGAAACAGGAGAGCCACGUGGAGAACGUCAAGCUGAAGAUGACCAACGACGAGCUGUCCCGGGCGCUGGAGAGCACCAGCCAGGAGCUGGCGCUGGCCCAGGAGCAGCUGGCCAUGCUGCAGGAGCAGGCUGCCCGGCUGCACCAGGAGAAAGAGAUGGAAAUGUACAGAGUGACAGAGGGACUGCAGAGAGAGAAGCAAAGUCUCAUGAAGCAGCUUGACCUCCUCAGAGAGAUGAACAAACAUUUAAAAGAUGAGCGAGACAUAUGCUGCGGUGUACCUCGAACCUCACUCAGAAAGAAGCAGAAGCAGAGAGCUGGCCUCGCCAAUAUAUUUGAUGACACCAGCCAGCCGGCCAAAAGAGCCCCACUGUUGGUGGACGGGUCCUACCAGUCUCUGGAGGCCUUGCCAAUAGAGCACCUUCAAAUCGUGUUUGUUGCUUCCUCCUCCUGUAGUGAGGAUGACACCACCACCACCCCGUCCUCCACAACCACUGUUAGCGCCCCCGCAUGUCAACAACGGCCCACAGCAAAGAAAAACUCCGGCUUAGCCAAUGGUUACGCCAACCCCGCUCCACCCAAAGUGCACGAUGUGAAGGCAAAGACCAAAAAAUCACCCGGCAAGAUGGCCACCGCUAAGAGGGUAACAGGGAAAGACAGAGAAAGAGCAAAGAAAGUGGAAAUUGAGAAGAAGAGAGGGGUAGAAGAGGAGGUCUUGGACGCCCCUCUGGACGGAUGGCCCCUCCGUCGAGUCAUCUCCAUCGAGGAGGACCACCUGCCCCACCUGCUCCAAGGAGGGCCUCAACCUUUACUGCACCAGCUCAGUGAGGAGGAAGACGAAGAGGAAGACGAGGUGGACGAUGAGGAAGAAGAGGAAGCUCAGAGUGACAUUGAAACAAGUGUUGUAGCAGACCUCUCUGCCGCCCCACCCUCUAGUCACCCUGUGGUCCCUUUGUCAGCAGAAGCUCCUCCAGCAAGGAAAUCCCGCUUCACCCGCACGAAAAAGACGCCCGUGUCUCCAAGAGGACAGCCUGUCGGGAAGGAGACCCAGCAAAAGGCAAAAGAAGGAGCACUGUUAGCCCCAGACCGCCUGUUUAAAGUAGUCCUGGUUGGCAACUCGAGUGUAGGCAAGACAUCUCUUCUACGCUCCUUCUGUGAGGGCCGUUUCCACCCUUCUACAACUGCUACUGUGGGUAUUGACUACAGUGUGAAGACACUAACCCUGGACAAUAUGCAGGUAGCCAUGCAGCUUUGGGACACAGCAGGUCAAGAGAGGUACCGCAGCAUAACCAAGCAGUUCUUUCGCAAAGCAGACGGUGUGGUGGUGAUGUACGACGUCACAGUGGAGGAGAGCUUCAAGGCUGUGCAACCCUGGCUCACCAAUGUCCAGGAUGCAGCAGGAGAAGGAAUCCCUGUCCUCCUUUUGGGCAACAAAAUGGACAUGGAUGGAGACAGGGAGGUAUCGUUCAAAGAGGCUGAGCAACUGGCUUAUGAAAACAAGGUGAUGUUCUUUGAGGUCAGUGCUUACACUGCCAAGAAUGUGACAGAGUCCCUGACACACCUGGCCAGAGUGUUAAUGGAGCAGGAGGACAGGGUGAGAGACACAACAGUCAUCCUCAAUGCUCAGCCCAUAAAGAAGAAAGCCUGCUGCAAGUGAAGUGUAUACUCAAUUUACUGAGUUAUUUUUGGACAUUGGAUUUCCAGUGUUUUAAGACAAUGCAAAGAAAUCAUUCUUGGACCUUAGCAUAGAAUGAAAUUGUGUCUUAAACAAGUCUUCAUUUUGACCCAGAAAUCAAGUCGACAUGAAGGAGUGUGUUGCCCAUGUGAACGUGAAACCUACUGUUAAGCUUAAAUGAUGAGGCUCAGAGGAAGAGCUUGUCUAAAGUAACAAAAUAAGGUGCUGCAUCAUUUCCUGUAAAUAAUGUUGCCAAAUCAGAGUAGUGCUGCAUGUAAGAUUUAAAAUAGAAACAUAUUCUGUAUUAUAAUUGCUUUCGAUACAAAAUCAUAAGGAAAAAUGAUAAAUAUACUGUAGCUUUUUCAUAACUGAAUGUUAGCUUUCCAGUCUUAAUUUCUCUGUAUUUGUCUGGCGUAGCAUAUGUUAAUGUAGUUAUAUAUUAUGUUGAAGCUAAAACUGAAAUAAAUUAUUUGGAAUUCAUUAAAAUUAAAUGAAAAUCAUGUAAGAAAAAUCUGA